This is a messenger RNA of Vanrija pseudolonga, 687 nucleotides long. RefSeq lists its product as uncharacterized. NCBI's taxonomy places the organism in Eukaryota, Fungi, Basidiomycota, Tremellomycetes, Trichosporonales, Trichosporonaceae. The coding region runs from base 1 to 687 and encodes 228 amino acids. The transcript is spliced from 3 exons. The record is from RefSeq and is a predicted model, not a curated record.
AUGCCCCCACGCCUCUUUCACACUCUCGCACGCGCCCUCCGCCCGCGCCUGCAAGCCUUCUACUCCACGCGCACGUACCGCUGGCUCCGUGCGGCAGACGACUGGGCGUACAACCUCGCGUGUCGUGAGCCUGAGGGUACCCUCUUCCUCGCGUUAGGCGUGCUUGGCGUCGCGCACGUCGCCUUGUCGGUGGCCAAGAAGCCUGAUAACCGAGGGCGCACUGAGGGGGCGUGUAGUGUGCCCGAGGAGACUGAAGAGCCUCGACACUACAUCAUGUCCCGCCUCCGCCAGGUACGCCACUGCGCCAGGAUGUUCAUCUACAAUUUCUUCCGCACCGAUCUCCCGCCCCCCGACACCAUCUUCAAGUGGCCCCGCGAGUCCGAAGGGUUCCGUUCCGCCAGUCCGUGGUUCGCCGUCCUCGGUGCCUCUGCGUUCGUCAUCUUCCCUGGCCUGCUCUACGCCAGGAAAGUGAGUCAGGAUAAGUUUACGACGCUGGAGAAGCGGAUCGAGGCCCGCGCAAAGGACGGCGACUUCGUGCCGGAUGACACAACAUCAGAGCGGCUCUUCCCAUUUGAGCGGCAUCCUUUCGACACCACUCCUUCAGUCCAUAAGACACCUUUUGUCAUGGUGUUGCCGGUCUACAAACUCUCUCGGGGCGGAGACGAUCCCCCCCGCGGCGAUGAUUAG